Messenger RNA from Racocetra fulgida, 537 nucleotides. The record is from the annotation of a GenBank genome assembly. NCBI's taxonomy places the organism in Eukaryota, Fungi, Glomeromycota, Glomeromycetes, Diversisporales, Gigasporaceae.
CUGCUAUUGAAAAAAACUUAUCUUUACCUGAUUUGGAUAACGAAUCUCAGGAAAUACAAUUAAUAAUUAAUAGAAUUAUUGAAGAGCGUAAAUUAGGGUCAGCAAUUUUUAUUAAUACUGAAACAUAUCUUUCAAUAAUUUUAUCACAACCUUGUAUCCAGUGUAAAGAAAUACGAAUUGGUCAAAAAAAAGUUCAAACAACUGGAUCAGUUUUUAAUCUUUGCAUAACCGUAAAAUGUAAAGAAUAUAAAACUAUAGCAGAAUAUAAAAACCAAGAUUCUAGUACAGAUUUUAUGAAUUGUGUAAGUGCAGCUAGCUUAAUUGGAGGUAUCAAUCAUCAAUCUUUACAAAAUAUUCUUGCGAUUAUUGGAAUUACGAAUCAAUCAUACAAAUCAACUUAUUAUGAUCACCAAAUACCUUUAUAUAAAAAAAUUGAAUCUUGUGCUCAAAAAAGUGCAAAGGACACACUAAUAGCAGUUGUCAACCAGUUAAGAACUAAUCAAAAAAAAUUGUUUCAGUUGGAUUUGAUGUUGGAUG